ACCUGACUAUGACGUCAUUUUCCCUCGACGCAGGAAGAAGGAAGACCUCUACGCCGGGUGUUUUCUGUCGUGACCACCGUAUUGGGUCGUCGGUCUCCCACGAACAGAAAAAUAUGUAUUACAAAUUCAGUGGUAUCACGCAGAAGCUCGCGGGGUCUUCUCCGUCAACGGCCUACGCCCCCCAGGGUUUGAGGCCGGCCGCGCCGGCCGAAUCCUCCUCCAUGAUCUUUGCCACCCCCACCAAAGUGGUGUCGGAAGCGGGGCCCGUGAUGGAGUACUUGGGGGCCAACAAGGUACCCGACUUGCAGAGGAUAUUCCAGACAUCUGACGGCAUCCCCGUUCACCUGAAGCGCGGCGUCCCCGACCGGCUGCUGUACCGCACCACCAUGGCCCUGACCGUAGGGGGCGCUCUCUACUGCCUGGUGGCGCUCUACAUCGCCGCCCAGCCCAGAAACAACAAGUGAGCGGCGCUCGCGAACCGGAUUCUCACUCGACACUUUUUUUUUGCCACGUUUCCCGCCAAACGGCCCGGUUCGGUACGGUUUAGAAUAGUAUGGCGACAAACUCCCAGAAAAUGACAUCGGGGGCCGUGUUAUUGACACGAGAAGACUGCCAAAAAUGGGACUGUACCAAAGGCGACCCGUACCGCUUAGCAGAACCGGCUUUUGAACUCGCCGCUCAGUAUGUCGACCCAACCCUGAGCCUCCAUUUUCCCCUCUGUGACACCUCUUGGAAAUGUCAAAAGUGAACAAUUUAUUUAGUACAAACCCCCCCCACAAAAAUGUCUAGUUUUCUUUUUUUCUAUGAAAAAGAUGAAACUCAAUAAAUUUGAAGGGAAAACAAAUCAA
Syngnathoides biaculeatus (alligator pipefish) is the source of this 848-nucleotide messenger RNA. RefSeq names its product cytochrome c oxidase subunit 7A-related protein, mitochondrial (gene cox7a2l). The transcript has 3 exons. Gene Ontology annotation, biological process: mitochondrial respirasome assembly; regulation of oxidative phosphorylation; mitochondrial electron transport, cytochrome c to oxygen. The coding region runs from base 9 to 464 and encodes 151 amino acids. The record is from RefSeq and is a predicted model, not a curated record. NCBI's taxonomy places the organism in Eukaryota, Metazoa, Chordata, Actinopteri, Syngnathiformes, Syngnathidae.